Plasmopara halstedii is the source of this 2025-nucleotide messenger RNA. Its product is annotated as atp-dependent clp atp-binding subunit. Gene Ontology annotation, cellular component: mitochondrial matrix. The record is from RefSeq and is a predicted model, not a curated record. Gene Ontology annotation, molecular function: ATP-dependent protein folding chaperone; ATP hydrolysis activity; ATP binding. The transcript has a single exon. NCBI's taxonomy places the organism in Eukaryota, Oomycota, Peronosporomycetes, Peronosporales, Peronosporaceae. Gene Ontology annotation, biological process: proteolysis; protein catabolic process; protein folding. The coding region runs from base 1 to 2025 and encodes 674 amino acids.
AUGUUUCGCUAUUUCCGCCCCAAUGUUUUGAUGCAUGCUGGCAUUUCGAACCUUUUACAGACUACGCGCGGAUUGACGAUUCCAACGUCGCGUCGCGCUCACUCGCAGCUUUUCGCGACCUCUGGCCGCCUCGAUCGUCUUACCGCUGACACUAGCAUUCUUCACAUGGCCCGAAGAAUGACAACAAUUCCCCCAAAUGAUGGUCAAAAGAAGAAGGCCGUCGGUGAACAGCUUUGUUGUCCACAAUGCGGAACCGCACUCGUUCUUGCUGAGCCGUUGGGUAGUACGGACAAGUCGACAUCAUCAAAUUAUCCGGUAGACACAUCAUCAUCCACAUCAACGUUCAGUGUUGGGUUUAAAAAGAAUGAUGUGGUCAAAUGCAUGAGCUGCAACUUGCACUUCGCACUUAAGCCUCAACCACCGGUUCAACCCAGCUCUACGUUUCGUAACGCUGCAGCGGCUGCCGCAUUAAGCUCUUUGAGCUCAUCACUGUCGCCAGGUAUACCGACUAUUAGAGGCUCUAGUAUGGGUGGGCCAACGUAUAGUGGUAACACUUCGUCGUCUAGUCGCGUCAGCCACAUGAACGCUGAUGGUGAGUUUGAGAAGCUAGCGAAUGAAGCGCAUUUUGCUGCUGCGGCGGACACUACUGUUACUAAAAAUCGCGUUUUGACGCCUCGAGAAAUCUACAAUGGGCUAAAUGAGUACGUGAUUGGUCAGGACAAGGUUAAAAAGACACUCGCUGUAGGUGUCCACAAUCACUACAAACGUCUUCAUGCUCUUGAGUUACUUCAAGCAAAAAAGGAGGCUGAGGCUUCUUGUGUCAAACAUAACGCAGGAUCUCAGCAUUCGCGAGCAUCGACUAUUGGUCGGCGGUUUUUGCUGGAGGAAAUUUACUCGGGAUCGGAAAAGGUUGCAGAAGUAUCUCAAAAUUUAAAGGAAGACGAGAUGGCCACAACACCGGAGACCACGUCAAGUACGCACACGAGGGCGGAGCCUUCUACAUCGAACGAUAAAUUGCAGUAUUUAGAGGGCGUCGAGCUGGACAAGACCAAUGUUAUGCUAGUUGGACCUACCGGAUCAGGCAAAACGUUAUUAGCUAAGACGUUAGCUAGAUUAGCAAAGGUCCCGAUUGUCAUUGCCGAUGCCACGUGCUUGACGCAGGCUGGUUAUGUGGGCGAGGAUGUUGAGUCGGUGUUGUUUAAACUUUAUCAAGCUGCUAAUUAUAACUUGGAAGCGACGCAGCGUGGUAUCGUCUAUAUUGACGAGAUUGACAAAAUUACGCGUAAGAGUGAAAAUGUGAGUAUUGCGCGUGAUGUAUCCGGCGAGGGCGUUCAACAAGCCCUGUUAAAGAUCCUUGAAGGAAGCACGGUGAAUGUGCCUGAAAAAGGUGGGCGCAAGAAUCCGCGCGGCGAGCAUAUUUCUAUUGACACAACCAACAUCUUGUUUAUUUGUGGCGGUGCAUUCGCUGGAUUGGAAAAACAGGUCACGCAUCGAAGUUCCCGAUCAUCGAUCGGAUUUGGUGCUCAAAUGCCCAACAUGCAUUUAAAGAACAGCCACCAGAUCGGUCGGCUUCUCUCUCAAGCGGAACCUGAAGAUCUUGUAUCGUACGGGCUGAUUCCGGAGUUUAUUGGACGUUUUCCGAUGCUUGUCAGCACUACGGGACUUUCGAAAGAUGAGCUGGUUCAGGUCCUCACCGAGCCGAAAAAUAGUCUUGUUCGACAGUACAAGGCUUUAUUUGCAUUAAGCGGCGUGGAGUUCUAUGCGACCGAAGGUGCAUUGGAGGCCGUGGCCGAAUCAGCCCUACACAAAAACACAGGAGCGCGAGGACUCCGUUCCAUUUUCGAACGCGCGCUUAUGGAUACCAUGUUUGAUUUGCCUGAUAUGAAUGACGUCCGUGCUGUGUAUGUGGACGAAGAGGCAAUCUUGGGUCGCAAGCAGCCAGUGCUUAUUCGCGGUGAUAUGACACUUGCUGAGUAUCUAAAAAAUAUCGAGGAUGAUAGCGAUAAGCGGGAAGAGGCUGUGUAA